Molecule: messenger RNA, 2596 nt
Organism: Durio zibethinus
Lineage: Eukaryota; Viridiplantae; Streptophyta; Magnoliopsida; Malvales; Malvaceae
Gene: CSK
Product: chloroplast sensor kinase
Biological process (GO): signal transduction
Molecular function (GO): phosphorelay sensor kinase activity
Source: RefSeq, a predicted model, not a curated record
AGAGAUAUACGUGAGCCCAAUUUACCUGAGUUGACCCCUAAAUGCAAAGCUAGGGCUCUGCUCGCCCAAGUGGCUUAAGUACACAUCGCUCGCUUAUUUCACAUCGUAUUUCCCUCCCCCAUUCUCUGCUCAGCCCCAAACCCAAGUCAACUGAACUGUUCUAAUCUUACCCCAAACUGGCUGGAUUAAUGUUUUAAGGAAACAGCGGAGCAUCGUAUUUCCCUUCCCCAUUCUCUGCCCAGCCCCAAACCCAAGUCAACUGUUCUAAUCUUACCCCAAACUGGCUGGAUUAAUGUUUUAAGGAAACAGCGGAAAUCUGCUCCUUUUAUCUUUUAGCAUUUGUUGUCAUCCACAGUCUGCCUCGGUGGUUCCAGCAGGUACACUACGGAACGAUGCUUCUCUCUGCAAUAACUCCCCAACUACCCCUCUCCCCGCCAAACUCCUCCACCAACCAAACCCAUCCACGUCUAUCCUCCUCCAACCCUUCUCCCAAACCACCGAUCCCUCUUCCCUCCAUCAAAUCCCUCCACUCCUACUCCCCCAGCACCUCCACCUCUCUCCGCCACGUCUCCACUCACACCCUCUCCGACGACGAUGAAUCCCAACAACCCCAACCCACGAUGGUCUCCUCCGCCUCCGCUGUCUCCGCCGCCAUCUGCAAGGUUUCUACGUCCGCCGUCAACUUUACUCAAAGAAUCGAGAAAACCGACCACCGAAACCAUAAAUUAAUCAUGCCCAGCCACGAUUUCCGACACCUCUCCCUUGAACAACUUGACCUCUUUCGCCGAACCGUUGAACGCGACGCCAUUCUCUCGGUCUACGUCAGGCCGGCCGGUAGUUACGUCAUGGACCAGCUCGAGUUACGUCGAGUAACGUCAUAUCCGGGAGUCAAAGCCGCCGAAAUUGUGAUUUUAGUCGGAAAUUUCACUGUCCCUACCGGACUACGUGCCGCGGAAGCCGUUCUUUCAAGUCGACAAAUGGUGGUUGUGGGGGAGCAUAGAGCGGUGGUAUUUCCGAUGGUGAAGCACCCAUUCGUGGUUGGGUUCUUGGUGGCGGAGCUGCCGGAGAUGGAGAAGGUGGCGCGUUGGACUGAGGGUGGGGACUUGGUUCCGGAGGAGGCUUAUGCGUUGUCUUCUCCCUCUCCAGGAUUGCAUAUGAAAAAAUCCUGGGAAAUUCAGUCUCUUGAUUAUGAAGCGUUGAGGAAAAAUGGUAUCUUUACUGCUGACCAGAGAUCGAAUGCAAUCAAUAUAUCUCACACUUUAGCUAUGGCUCAUGUUAUGGAUCAGAAAGCAAUGUUACUGCAGCAAUCAUCAUGGCAAAAUAAUGUCAGAAUGGGUGCUCUUGUUGAGCAGAUUCGUGGUCCUCUUUCUAGCAUACGGACUUUAAGCAAAAUGCUAUCCACUCAACUCAAAAAAAGUGAGAUUUCUAAUGACAUUGUUGAAGGCAUACUGGUGCAAGGUGAUCGUAUGAGCGACACCGUUCAAGAACUCCAAGAUGCUGUUUACUUGACCAAGGCUAAUAUAGUGCGCUACAAUGAAGAAACUUUGAAAAAGAUGCAUAAUUCAAGUCAUUCACGCUCUGAGUCACUGAGAUCUGAAUUAUCAGAUGAUUUAUCCAGGGAUAGGUCAUCCAAUAGGUUAGAAGCAUCCGGUGCACUACUAUCUCUAAGUGCAAAAGAGAAGGAUUUAGAGAUGCCAAUGCCACCUCUAGCUCUUGCUCCUCGACGAGAAUAUGGGAUCAGACCGUGCAAUGUUUCUGAUGUACUUACUGAUUUAGUUGAUGCUGUGAGGCCUCUUGCUCAUAAGCAGCAACGCAUCGUGGAAUUAAGUGAACUUUCAGAAUCUUUGCAAGUGGCUAUAGAAGAACCUGCUCUGCGUCAGGCUCUGAGCAAUUUGAUAGAGGGUGCAUUAUUACGUACCCAGGUUGGGGGUAAGGUUGAAAUUAUUUCUACUAGGGCACCUGCUGGUGGCGCUUUACUGGUAAUUGAUGACAAUGGACCAGAUAUGCACUAUAUGACUCAGAUGCAUUCUCUGACACCAUUUGGAGCCGAACUCUUCUCGGAAAACAUGAUAGAAGACAACAUGACAUGGAACUUUGUUGCUGGACUGACUGUAGCACGUGAAAUACUUGAUAGUUAUGGCUGUGUUGUCCGUGUCAUAUCACCUCGGAGCACCGAUGCUGCUCUUGGAGCAGGUGGAACUCGUGUAGAACUCUGGCUUCCUUCUUUUGCUGCAUUAUCUGAUACAAAAAACCUUACUCAAGAGGCAUAACAAGAAAGUGGGAUGCUAUGUUCUUGAUUGAACUCCUUCCACACUGAUGAGUAUACUUAUUUUGGAAAUCCCUGCUCCCAUCAUCACAUUCAUUCGUAUCUCAAAUUUGAGGCGAAUUUGUAUUCUAGCGCAGUAUAUAUAUCAUGAAGAAGAGAAGGAAAAUGUAUAUAUUAAGCCUUUAGGCUUCUUAGAAGUCCCAUAGAAAAACGAAAUAAACUUUCAUCAAUUGUAUUGGAAAUGUUAUUUCGACAACAAAAUGUUAGAAACGCAGGACUUCCUCUGUGACCAUUAUGUUCAUUAUGUUUCAACUGUAUAGGUUAUUCGUU